This is a messenger RNA of Myxozyma melibiosi, 1166 nucleotides long. RefSeq lists its product as uncharacterized. The transcript has 2 exons. Lineage: Eukaryota; Fungi; Ascomycota; Lipomycetes; Lipomycetales; Lipomycetaceae. The coding region runs from base 31 to 978 and encodes 315 amino acids. The record is from RefSeq and is a predicted model, not a curated record.
GUGGACGUGAAUAGGAUCUGCGCAAGGACGAUGCCAUUCAUUCGACGAUACCUGAGAUUGACCGAGCACCAGACGAUUCUCGUACGGGCGCACGUCGCGGACGCGAGUGAGAUCGCGUACUUUUGCGGGCCGGCGUCGGUGCAGACAUCGUCGGCGACGCGGUUGCAUUCGGUGAUUGAGGCGGUGAAACCGCUUGUGUUUAUGCGGCUGCGGGAUACGACGGCUGGAGCGGGGAAGAUGGGCGCGGGGGAUAUGGCGAAUGCGAUCAGAGGUGAUGAGCGGCAGCGGCAGCUGACUCUCGAUGGGCUAAGCAGAGGGAGCGGUGGGGACGAGAAUGGUGGUGGAGAUGGCGAGAGGGAGAGUGAAGGGGUCAAGUAUGAGUUGGGAAGGGUUGAAGGGGGAAAGGGAGACUAUGUUACGAAUCGGAAGGAGGGGUGGGCGUGCAAGAUGUUUUUGCGGAAUGACGAGAGCACGAGCAGGUUGAUUAUGAAGGAGCUGAAGGUGGCGUCGCAGAAGAGGAGGCCGCGGCAGAAGAGAAGUAGCAGGAAGAGGAGGAUCAUUGAUCUGGAUGGAGAGGGCGAUGGAAACGAAGUUGGAGAGGAAGAUGGAGAUGGAGGUCAGCAGGAGGGAGAAGAAGUCUCGGCCAGCAGUGAAGAAGACGAAGAAGAUGAAGAAGACAUGAAACCACAGAUGACUACAGACUACAAGCAAUACGCAAUCUACGGACGAGUACUGAUUCUCCUGCUGAAGAAGACAGCGACCGGGAUGGAGGCGGAGAUGGACAAGCUGCUAUGGGGCUCCGAAAGCGACCGGUCCGACGGCGACGAAGACGACGGUGGAGAUGACGAGAAACAGCAAUCAGGAUCCACGAAACCAAAAGAAGAAGGAAAAGCGACGCGAGCCGGGAUGAGCGCGUGGAUUGGCGCGUCGCAGCAGAUGCGCGUCGAGGAGACGGCGAUGGACUUUGAGGAGAAGUGAUGAGUAAUGCAUUAGUUAAUGCUUAUGAACUGUAUUAGUAAUAUCAAAAUGCCGGCACUCGCGCGAAGGUUCGCAGCUUCUUCGAGCACUGAAUCCGUGAAUCCCGAGAAUCAGUCCGCUGGGUUUGAAUAAUAGUUGAGGAAUAGUUCUUAGUCUGUUCUAUUCACUUACUCUCAGUUGUUUACUCA